Fonsecaea monophora is the source of this 807-nucleotide messenger RNA. RefSeq lists its product as hypothetical. The record is from RefSeq and is a predicted model, not a curated record. Bases 1 to 807 code for a protein of 268 amino acids. NCBI's taxonomy places the organism in Eukaryota, Fungi, Ascomycota, Eurotiomycetes, Chaetothyriales, Herpotrichiellaceae. The transcript has 2 exons. Gene Ontology annotation, molecular function: acyltransferase activity, transferring groups other than amino-acyl groups.
AUGCCUAUCCGCCUGGCAAAGCACUCGGAUCUCGGGGCAAUCUCCAAGAUCCUCUCCCUGAGUUUCUACGACGAGGAACUCAACGACCACAUAUUCCCCUACCGGAAACAAUUUCCGGACGACUACCUCUCCGUCUGGCACCAGAAGGUCGUCAAGAGUUUCUGGGACUACAACAAGAUCUGGAUCGUCAGCUACGAGCAAGACCCGUCACAGAGGUCGGGAGAGCUGAUUACCGGUGCGGCGGAAUGGGGGCGCGAGGGUAAAGGAUCAGAUCGCCUCUGGGGGGUGGUGAGAUGGUGGGAUCCGAGAAGACUGAUCUCCCCCGUCAUUGGAUUCUUCUACACCCUCCAUCGCUUCCUGUUCCGCAACCGGUCCAUCGCCGCGGCCUCGCUCGCGGACCCCAACCCGCUGAACAAAUGGAACUUUGCGUCGCGCCUGGAGCCCUUCUCCGCCCGCUUCUUCACCCGCCCCAACCACUGGGAACUCUCGACGUUGGCCGUCCACCCGGCCUACCAGGGUCGGGGCCUCGGCCAGAAAAUGGUCGCCUGGGGUCUGGACCGGGCCAGGCAGGACGGGCUGCCCGCCGUGGUCAUCGGCGCCAAGAACACCGAGCCGUUCUAUCAGCGCUGCGGCUUCAAGUACUUGGUCGGGAGUGUGUCGACGGCUGAGAUCGAGGACGAUGACCAAGGUAAUGGCAAGAAAGUCGUGCGGGUGGAUAAGUCGAAUCCGCUCAAGCUGCGCGGCAUCACGGGUGGGUCGGUCAUGUGGACAGACUUGGGGGAUGGGGAAGGGGUGAGUCAAUCAUGA